GGGCCCGGAGCCGCUCCGCCGCCGCCCGCUGAGCCGCUCCGCCGGGACGAUGCCGCGUUGGGAGGCGGCCGCGCUGCUCGCGGCGAUCGUCGGCGUCUGCGUGUGGAGCGACGACCCCGGGAAAGUGAUCUCGGAUCGCUACGCCGUCUAUUGGAACCGCAGCAACCCCAGGUUCCACCGCGGGGAUUACACGGUGGAGGUGAGCAUCAAUGACUACCUGGACAUUUACUGCCCUCACUACGAGGAGCCGCUGCCCGCCGAGCGCAUGGAGCGCUACGUCCUCUACAUGGUGAACUACGAGGGCCACGCGUCCUGCGACCACCGGCAGAAGGGCUUCAAACGUUGGGAGUGCAACCGCCCCGAUUCGCCCAGCGGACCCCUCAAAUUCUCCGAGAAGUUUCAGCUCUUCACUCCCUUCUCGUUGGGCUUCGAGUUUCGCCCCGGCCACGAGUAUUACUACAUCUCUGCGUCUCCCCCGAACGUGGUGGACAGACCCUGCCUCAAGCUGAAGGUUUACGUUCGGCCGACGAACGAUUCCCUCUAUGAGUCCCCAGAGCCCAUCUUCACCAGCAACAACUCGUGCUGCAGCCUUGCAGUGCCGCGUGCCGUGCUGGUGGCUGCGCCGGUCUUCUGGACUCUGCUGGGCUCCUAGCGCCGCGGGACGGACGGACGGAUGGGACGGGACAGCCUGAGCACCACCACGGGACAGAAGUGGGGCUGCAGCACAGCCAGGAGCCUCACUGCACCCUGCCCGACCGCAUCCAGCCCUGCGCUGCAGCAGGGAGCGGGGAUCCCGCCGUGCGCACGGAUUGCGCCCGUCCCCGCGGCAGCGAGCCUCCCGUAGGAUGGCUGCUUUUUACAUUUCUAGACCAAAUAGAGUCCUGUUGGGUGGUUGGUUUUGGUUUUUUUGGGGUUUUUUUUUUUCUUUUUUUUUUUUUUUUUUUUUUUUUUUCCCCCCCCUCCUUUUGAAAGAUCUUUAUUUCCGUUGGCUGGUUCUGCUCGGGUUGCUGCCCCGUGUCAGACUGACCCACACGGGGUCCCUUGUGGCACGCUGCCUUCGCCCGGCGCGGCGAGAUGGACGGACAGACGGAUGCAGCAGCACGGUGCCACUCACACACAGGGGGCAGAACCCCGGAUGGACACGAGGAAAGCGGGGCAGCCCCGUCUCUAUCGCUCACCAUUCCCGUGGGGCAGCGAUGCGGCAGUGCCUGGGGGUCCUGCGCGGCACCGGGAGCCCCUGCGGGCGCUCGGCUGGAUCCGAGGCUGGAGCGGGGCUGUGGGCUCUGCCUGCGCCUCGCUGGGGCUGGAUCUCCCCCACCAGGACGGAGCAGCCUUUGCGCCUGCGUUCUCCUCCUCGCUGCCUCCCAGCACGGCUCCACGCAUCGGCGUCGUCCGGGGGGAGGGAGCUGCAGAUGGGGCCACGCGCAGCCGUGCCCACGGUGCCCCCGACGGCUUUGGCUUCUUCUCCUCUUCCUUUCCUGCAGCCGUGUGGAAAUCCCGAUCUGCCGUCAGCCCCUCAGCACGGGGCUGGGAGAUGAACCAGAGAGGGGCGCGACCCCUCCUCGCCUUAAAUCCGGGACUGUGCCUCCCACCCCCUGGGGGCUCACGCUGGGGACGGCGGCCCCGAGCCCCGUCCCAUGGACACGUUCCCCACUCGGCCCCCCCCCCCUCGUCCCUUCUGUUGGGGUCGGGGCCCCCCCUGUACAUACAGCCUCCAGGCACUACUAUACUGUGAGCGUAUUUUGGGGUUUUUUUUUUUUGUUUGUUUAAUUAUGUAUUGUCGAGAAUGAAUUUUAUGGAAGGGUUUAUUUUAUUUUGAUUUGAUUCGGUUGAUUUUUCUAGACUUAGGACUUUGCUGAAAUCUCUGCAAUAAGCUUCAUCUCGAACCAUCCCAAAAAAAAAAAAAAACCCUAAAAAAAAAUAUAAUAAUAAUAAUACAAAA
Molecule: messenger RNA, 1942 nt
Organism: Tympanuchus pallidicinctus (lesser prairie-chicken)
Lineage: Eukaryota; Metazoa; Chordata; Aves; Galliformes; Phasianidae
Gene: EFNA2
Product: ephrin A2
Exons: 4
Coding region: 50-652 (200 amino acids)
Biological process (GO): axon guidance; osteoclast differentiation; ephrin receptor signaling pathway
Cellular component (GO): plasma membrane
Molecular function (GO): ephrin receptor binding
Source: RefSeq, a predicted model, not a curated record